AAAACAAAGUUGUAUUCAAUUCGUUUUUGUUUUUUUUUGUGGUCGAAAAAAGAAAAAAGAAAAAUAGAUUUUUUUUUGUUUCGGUUAAAUACUCAAUAAAGAUGUAGAAUUUAGAUAGAAAAUUUUUCAUAUAACAAUGAGAACAAUCAAAAGAAAACGUUUAGAAAAUUCGAAUGAUGUUGAGAUUGAAUGUAAUAGUUUGUUGGAUGAACAUUCAUCAACGAAACGACAAUCACCAAAUAAUGUUAGCUCAUCGAUCAAUCAACAACAACAACAUCAGGAAUUAUCACCACCUGAUGACCAAAAUAUUUGUUCUGGUCAAGAAUCACCACCAUCAACAAAUGAUUUUAAAACACCACUACCUGUUACGAAUGAUCAUUUCAAUAUUCGAAGAAAAUCAAAUCGAAUAUUAAGUCUAAAGCGUUUAAAUCAAAGUUUACAACAACAGAAUUCCAAUCUAGUCACGUCAUCAACAUCGGAUCAUAAUGAUUUACAACAACAACAACAACAAGCUCAAAUUUCUGAAUGUGAUCAAAACAGUAUUCCAGCAUUUGAUACAGGUCAGAAACCAAAUCAAACAUCAGAUAUUUCGAGUACUGCAUUAAAUAAUAAUGAAGCAAAUAGUAAUUGUAAUCAGAUUAAAAACUCUUCAUCUACUACUACUUCUGUAACGACAGCCAAUACAUCGAAUUCAAAUUCGGGAAAAUCUUUACGUAAAAUUCAAGCCUGGACUGAAGAUGAUAUUCGUUGGUUUUUCGAAGCACUCGGUGAACAUGGUAAAGAUUUUCCUCAUAUUCAAUCAUAUAUUGCAUCACGUUGUGAAAAGAAAGGUAUUGCACCUGAAAUGAUUAAAAAUUAUGAACAAGUUCGUCAUUUUUAUUAUCGUAUGUGGCAUAAAAUAUCACAAUUAUUAAAAAUAUCUGCUAAUGUUGAUAAAGGUAUACAAGAAAUUUAUGGCCUUAUUAAUUAUGGUGAAAUUUGGAAAAGAUUUGGUCCAAAAUUUGAUUGUCGAUUAAAUGUUAGCCUUCAACAAUUAGUUGAUUAUGGUUAUACGGUGGUAAAGAUGAAAGGUAAAAAUGUUCGAAUUCGUACACCGGUUUGUAAUGCCUUAAAAAAGAUACAUAAUAUUGAUAAUAAAAUUAAUAAACCAGCUACACAGCCAUCAAUGCCAAAAGAGAUUCAAAUCGAAUUAAUACCAGCUACAAAUUCUGAUUGGAUACGUGUACAUUCGUUGGCACAGAAUCCAAGAUUACGAACAAAACUUUCUAUGCAACAACGAUUAUCAACAUUGAUUAGUUAUCUGGAAAAACGUUGGAAUCCGAAUCGUUUAUUGAACAAUGAUUUAAUUGAUCAAUCUUCAUUGAAUAAUGAUAAUUGUCGUAUUCGUUUACGUGCUCAAAAUUCAGCUAGACUUUGUGAUGUUACACUUAAAUCGACGGCAAAUUCUAUAUCAUAUCAUUCAUAUCGCUCAACAACACAUGGUACCGGUCAAAUUGAUGUUUCACUUUCUGCAUAUUUAAAAAAUACAUUCAACGAUGCUAAUAGUUUGAUGAAAAAAUCUAAAAUGAAUAAAAAAACUGCUGCUGCUGCUGCUAAAAAAUCGACAAAUAUUUCAAUGGAUACUAAUGGUUUGACGGCUAUUUCAAAAGAUUCAAAUAUUGAAUGUUGUGAAUGUCCUAAUGUUGAUAAUAAUAAUAAAGAUGAACGUAAUGAAAAAGAUGAUGAUAAUGGUAAUGAUCCACAACCAAUUGAUUUAUUUAAAUUAUUAGAUUCAAUGAAUGAAGAAUUAGAAGUAUCACCUAGAAAUCAUUAUAUGAAUGAUAAAAAUAAAUCUUAUUCAGAAUGGAAAAAUGAUUAUGAACAAGAAUCGAUUACCAAUUCAACACAAUCAGUAAAUGAUAUUGAUGAUGAUGAUAUUCGUUUACCUGAACCUCCUUCAAAUCAAACAUUAGCACAAUGGCUUUCCGGUGGUGGUGAUAUUGACGAUGAAGAUGAUGAUAGUGGUGUUGGUAGUGUUGAUGUUAAUAAACCAAUAUUGAAUGAUGAUUUGGAUGGUGAUAAUGAAUCAUCUCAGAAAAAUAUUUCCGAUAAUGAUCAAUCGAUAAAAAUAACGGAUAUAUCGAAAUCGAAUCGUAAACGUAGCUGUACAAAAGAUUUAACCGAAACGGUAGAAAUGUUAACAGCCGAACAAGCACUUAUAGGAUGGACAUUGAAUGAAGGAAAAAUGGUUACUAUCGGUGAAUUAUAUCUACUUUUUUGUCAACCGGAAAAAAUAACUCUUGAAUAUAGUUGGAUUGUUGUUGAUGAAAAAGAUUCAUUAGUCUGUGAUGAAAUUCAAUCAAAACCAUUGAAUACAUUGAAAAAAUUUUUGAUAGCAGCCGAAAUGACAUUAAUGAAUUAUAAAAAAUCAACGAAUAAUAAUAAUAAUAAUCUGUCUAUAUCAUCAUCGAAUCUACGUAAACGACAAGCUAACAAAAAUUCAACGACAACAACAACAACAAACACCAUUACUAAUCAACAACAACCAAAUUCACAAUUAUUAUCGAAUCUAAUUCAGGAAACAAUUUUAAAUGAUAAUGUUACUAAUAAUCCUGAACAAUCAUCUAAUCAAAAUGAUGAUAAUAUAAGUGAUGAAGAUGGACGAAAUUCAAAACCGAUAAUUGCUACCAAAUCUGGUCAUAGUAGUAAAUCCAAUCUAAAUAAAUCAUCAUGUUUAGUUUCAAAUGAAAAUGGUGAGAAAAUAAAAACGAUAAAGAAUAAUCGUACUACAGCCGUAUUGGUUGAUGAUCCACAUAAAAUUGAUGAAGUUCUUAAAGAAUUAAAAAUUCGUGGACGUCGUGCCGGAAGACCAGUGAAUAAAUUUAUGUAUAAUAAUCAUCAUCCGAAUAAGAUACUUAAUAUGAAUGGUAAUUCAUUAUCACAACCACAACCGACAUCAAAAUCAACUGUUUUAUUGACUGUACGAGCAUCAAAUCUAAGACAAUCGGUGGAUGGUACAAUACCUAAACAGAUUGUAUUGACGGCUAUGACUAAUGAUGUAAAAAAUCCAGAAAAAUCAUCAUCAGUAUUAAUACCAAUUCAAUUGGAGACAGCUGCCAAAUCAUCAUCAUCAACAACAACCGAUUCAACAACAUACUUUCAGCUAAUGCCAUCAACACAGAAUCUUUCCAUUCAAACUGAUUCAACUGUUACAAUGACGGAAAUGGAUAAAACAAACGAAUGGUUUUCAAAUUCCACACAGGAUGGAUCAUUUCUGUUAUCGAAUGAUUAUCAUCCACUACAAUCAUCAUCGUCGUCGAUGGUCAAAACUGUUGAACCGGUCCUUGUUCCAUUAGCACCAUUGCCUACCGAUAUUGAAACACAUAUGAAUACGUUUGCCGAAGAUAAUUCAAUCGAUUUGAUGGCCAAAUUUGCCGAUCUAGCCGAACAAAUUACAUCUACUGAUGGUGGUAAAUCUAUUCAUUAAUUGAUUUUUAUUUGAUAUGUUUUAUUCAUAAAAUUUAUAUUGUGAAAAUAUUUACAUUAUAUUCAUUAAAUAAAAAUAUAAAA
This is a messenger RNA of Dermatophagoides pteronyssinus (European house dust mite), 3549 nucleotides long. RefSeq names its product cramped chromatin regulator (gene crm). The record is from RefSeq and is a predicted model, not a curated record. Lineage: Eukaryota; Metazoa; Arthropoda; Arachnida; Sarcoptiformes; Pyroglyphidae. Gene Ontology annotation, molecular function: chromatin binding. Gene Ontology annotation, cellular component: nucleus. Gene Ontology annotation, biological process: pattern specification process.